Anarrhichthys ocellatus (wolf-eel) is the source of this 5624-nucleotide messenger RNA. It is a transcript of the gene slc38a4, whose product is annotated as solute carrier family 38 member 4. The transcript is spliced from 16 exons. Gene Ontology annotation, cellular component: plasma membrane. Bases 356 to 1987 code for a protein of 543 amino acids. Gene Ontology annotation, biological process: amino acid transmembrane transport. Lineage: Eukaryota; Metazoa; Chordata; Actinopteri; Perciformes; Anarhichadidae. Gene Ontology annotation, molecular function: L-amino acid transmembrane transporter activity. The record is from RefSeq and is a predicted model, not a curated record.
UGAGGGUGCACGAAGGAGGGGCCUGGGUGAACUGGGUGUCCUCAUUGGUCAACACAGGCCCUCCCCCCUCCGUUUUAAAAGCCUGCUUUCUCACCUGAGAUACAAAAAAGCUGUAGCUCCUCGCCCAUUCACUUUUCUAUCAACUCUCUCGAGAAUAAAUCGAUUAAAAAAGAAAAUAAAAGAAACAAUCCAGGACCCUCUUUACGGAAUUUUUUUAUUAAGUGAUUUUUUCCAUCUAGCAGAGGUCUCGCAAAGGUUGAGAAAGAAGCACAUCGCCUCCUUGUGAACUGUAAAACCUGAAAUCCGAAAAAAGAAAACUGCUGUUCUCCGCCUCUCGCCACCGCUGCACGCCACUAUGCCGGGAUCAGUGGAUCGCAUGGAGCUGAGGAAAGUCUCCACCGAGGGUGAUGACGACAGCACCGGCAGCCUGGAUGACUGCUACACGGAGCCCAUCGACUCUGAGAAGGGUACCACCGACAGUCAGUUUAUGGACGACAAUGAGGACGGAGAAAGCCAGAAGUUCCUGUCAAAUGGGCUGAUGAAGAAGAAGAAAUAUGAGGAGUACCAUGAAGAAUAUCAUCCCGGCCACACCUCCUUCGGGAUGUCCGUGUUCAACUUGAGCAACGCCAUCAUGGGCAGUGGCAUCCUGGGCCUGUCCUACGCCAUGGCAAACACCGGCAUCUUGCUCUUUUCAAUCCUCCUCAUCGGUGUGGCCAUCCUCUCCUUAUAUUCUGUGCAUCUGCUCCUUAUGACAGCUAAAGAAGGAGGAUCCCUCAUCUAUGAGAAGCUGGGAGAGAGAGCAUUCGGUUGGCCUGGGAAAAUCGCAGCGUUUGGAUCCAUCAUCAUGCAGAAUAUUGGAGCCAUGUCCAGCUACCUCUUCAUUGUGAAGUACGAGCUGCCCGAAGUGAUACGCGCCUUUCUGGGUUUGGAGGAAAUCUCUGGUGAGUGGUACCUGAACGGGAACUACCUGGUGGUGUUCGUGUCGAUAGGAAUCAUUCUGCCCUUGUCUCUGCUCAAAAAUCUGGGCUACCUGGGCUACACCAGCGGCUUCUCGCUCUGCUGCAUGAUCUUCUUCCUGUGUGUGAUGAUCUACAAGAAGACCCAGCUGCCCUGCCCUCUUCCCUUCUUUUACCACCACUCGGCCAACCUCAGCAUGAACGCCUCGGACAUGCCGGGGCUGAACCGCACGGCGCAUAUGGAUUUCUCCCACUCUGACGUCUCCCCGGUGGUGCUCGGCAGCCACGACGCUCACUCCUCCACCGGCGUCCACGUGGCUCCCCACCCAGACGACGAGGAGAUGUGCACGCCCAAAUACUUUGUCUUCAACUCACAGACGGCAUACACGGUGCCCAUCCUGGCCUUCGCCUUUGUCUGCCACCCUGAGGUCCUGCCCAUCUACAGUGAGCUUAAAGAUCGCAGCCGUAAAAAGAUGCAGAAUGUCUCCAACCUGUCCAUCCUGACUAUGCUCAUCAUGUACAUGCUGUCAGCACUGUUUGGCUACCUCACCUUUUACGAAAAAGUGGAGGCGGAGUUACUCCACACCUUCACCAAGGUGUAUAAGUUUGACACCAUGUUGCUGCUGGUGCGUUUGGCUGUCCUCACUGCCGUCACUCUGACUGUCCCCAUCGUGUUGUUCCCUAUCCGCUCCUCGAUCACCACGCUGCUGUUCAGCGGGCGAGAGUUCAGCUGGAUUCGCCACAUGCUGAUCGCCGCCGCCAUCCUGGCAUUCAACAACUUGUUGGUCAUCUUCGUCCCCACCAUCAGGGACAUCUUUGGCUUCAUCGGUUCCUCUGCAGCCACUAUGCUCAUCUUCAUCCUACCUGCUGCCUUUUACAUCCGCCUGGUAAAAUCAGUGCCGUUCCGCUCCCCGCAGAAGAUCGGAGCGACCAUCUUCCUCAUCGUGGGAGUCAUCUUCAUGAUUGUCAGCCUGUCGCUCAUCGUCCUCGAUUGGGUCCACAACCCCCCAGGCUCAAGCGGCGGCCACUAAGCCCUCCUCAGAUUCACAUUUAACAGUGCACCCCGUUCCCUACCCAGCCUCAGCUGGUCCAGCAUCUGGGAACGGGGUUCAUCAGUGGUUCCCUUCCCUUCUCCAAAUCACAAACGUCAAUCAUAAACAAAUAGACAUAAUGUGCUGCACUGGGUGAAGACAUCUACAGUGUACUCCCCCAGAGAAUAUCUGGGGGAUAUCAGUUCUUUUAGUGGUUUUGUUUUUUUAUUGUUGUUGCUGUAAAGUUCUGGAUUAGACAGCACAAACCCGAGAAUCAAAAUCCAGAGAGGGGGAAACAGGACUCUGGUUUAAUGUGCCACCAACAAUGUGAAAUCAUUGUCCUCUUCCUUAAUAUUUGCAGCUAUGAAGAGAAGGAACAAACACAUACUGUACAGCCCUCACCGGAAGCAGAUCUGUGAACUGCGUUUUUUGCAGGGCUGGAAAGACAAUGCGAGUCCCUCAGUCCUCUGUGUACUUGAAGGAGACAAUCGGAGGUGGAGUGUGUCGUCCUCCAUAAAACAAGGAGCACUUCUAGCAUUACGUUUCACUUUGUGUGUAGAGCUAGCACACUGUACACAUACGCACACAUACAGGCUUGGUGAAAACACAUCUACACCCGUAUUUCCGGCUCAUCUCAAAGUGGUAAAAAUAGUAAAUUAUGAAAUGCAAUUAAAUCGUGUACAACUUUUAUUCAGGAAAGUUGUUUUGCUGCUCUGCCACACGUUAAAAAUCAGAAGCUUUGCCAAAGUCUACAUGCACAUACUAAAGUCGAUCUGGUUCAUACACACUCAGUAUUACUGUCACCGAGGGAUCUGAACCUUCAAGAUGUACAUCAUGUAGUUUGUCGACUUAAAAAAGGGUUGUACUAAAUAUCAUACUUUGCUUUAUACGGCUCUUUUCCAUCCAGGUUUUAUGAAGCUAAGUGAUCAUUUCCAACAUUUAUUCGGCCUUUCAUCUAGGGCCAUACGUUUUUUUUUUAAAUAUGCAGAUUACAUAAUUGCAAUUGGACAAUUCAAUAGUGAAUUAAAUUCAACGAAAAGAGCCAAACUUGAAAGAGCCAACUCAAAAUCUAGCUAAGAUUGUAGUGAAAUAUGUUGAAGUAGUGCCAUACAAUCCUCAUGCCUUCUGAAAGAAAACCCUUACUCUCUCCAAAUGUAAUGUAAGGAGACGCCUUAUUUUUUUGAGAUAUUUUGCUGUGAGUUAGACGAGAAAGAUUAAUACCACUGAUGUCCGUACGCUAAUUAUGAAGCCAACGUUACAGCUAGCAGGCAAUUAGCUUGGCAUGAAGACCGUUUGCUAACUCCCCGUAGAACGAUAACUUGACGUUUUUUUUUAUAUUAUGGUUUUCAUACAAAUUUAACUAAUGCGACAUAACGUUUGUAUUACAAAGCUUUAGAGGUGCUGCUUAGUGGAUUUUCACUUUGGGCCAAGCCCCACCGGGCUAGCUGUUUUCUCACACUUCCAGGCUUUUUGCGAGGCUUAGCUAACGGUCUUCAGGUGACGGGUUCAUCUUUAGCAUACUGACAUGAGAGUAGUGUCAAUCUCUGCAGCAAUUGAAUAAGCUUUUUUUUUUUUUCAAUAUCAUGAACAAUAUCACACACAUCAUGACACUCAUGACGCAACAGGGCUAGCUUAAGUAUUGAUACAUGCAGAGGAUGCGAGUCAUUUUUAAAGUGCAAGACUGUAAAACCAGCUCAGAAAUUUAUCCAAUUUUUUUUUACUAAAAUCCUAACAUUAACUUUAAAGAUGAUUUCAAAAACAACAUUUUGAUGGAUAACGUUUAAUUUAGUUCUUCAAGAAAAUUCUGACAGUGUGUUUUUUUAGCUAUGAAUUCACUUAUCUGUUUUGCUGACAAAACCAAGGCUACAUUGUUGAUCUCAGUGGACCGAUUAUCACGUCGUAACAUAAUUUCAGUUUUCACUCCAUUGUUGUACACAUAAUCAAUAAUCAGAUCAAACUUGUAACAAUGAUUGAUCAUUCUUUCAAAAUUGUGCCUUUGCAUUGUUCUCAAAUGAACUUCUAAUACUGGUGCCUUUAGUAAAAAAAUCAUUCACAACAACACCGAAACCUCAUUUCACCUCGUCUCUGAAAGCCGUUACCUGUCACCAACACAUCCAGCCAAAGUGGAUAACAAUUAUAGAUCCUUUGCAGAUCUAUGAACAUGAAACAAAUUGAUAUUUCAAAUGAAAUAGUGUAUUAUGUGCAUGUUUUUGGAUUACAAACAUGGUCUUUUUGGACAAUUGUAUAUGCUCUGUAAAUAAUCUUUAUUAUAUGGUAUACUGACACUCAUUGUGAGUGGGUUGUUGGGGGAUUCUGCCUUACAUGUCUUCUGCAAUCCAGUUUGUUUUAGUAUACAAAUAUAUAUAACGUGUAUUCGAUUUUUUUGUUUUUUCUCUUGCUGUAUAACAGUAGUUUUGUUUUAUUUGAAGCUUGUAUAUUUGUAGAAAAUCUGGUCUAUAUAUCCAUUUUCAUGUUUUAUUGUUAACUCCUCAUAUCAGGAUAAAUUAGUCAGUUGCCUACUUCAAAAGACGCUUUUCCCAGAAGCCUCAGAAACAAGGCAAUGUGUGCCUGUUGCUGAUUGGCUCCUGCUGACCAACACUGGGUUGAAAUCACAGCCAUUGUUGAGCAGUAUUAUUUUGUUCGAAAAACAGUGCAUUAUCACUUAAUUAACAGAAGCAAGACGGGAUUAUCCAAAGUAUUUCGUGAGCACACUACAGGAAGGUUCUUGAAAGAGCUUGUGGCUCUUCUGCUAUUCAUUCUUUGUUUGUACAGCUCUAGAGCUCUAUCUGGACACCUAUACACAGUAGUUCAUACAUAGUGGCUUAUCAUAGUGUGGUUUAUGGUGUAUAUCACCGCUAUCAUAGAAAAACUUUUUCAGCCCCGGUUUUAUAUCUGUGACAUUACUUGAACUGGAGAUUUCCACCGGCCUUAAAAUCAGCAAGCUUCAUGACCGAAAGGGUCCACGCAGCCCCUUCGGGACCCCUAUGAAUGUUCAAUAAUGGAUUGUUCCCAGUUUGAAAAUCUGGUUCCCUUGCUUUUAUAUUCUUCAUGAAUGUUUAGCUGUCACUUCAUUAGCCUCCUGCCGUCAGUGGCAUAUUCUGCUCGUCGGCGGUCAACAGCUUCGUCUCUUCCUCAGGUUAGGUUUUGUCUUUUUUAAAGUGCUCAUUUUAGAGAAGACGAAAUGCGACAAGUUUUUACUAGAACAAUCCCAGCACCACACCUCUACCCCUUCCUUUAGUAUCUCAGGUAUUCGUUCUGGAUGAAUAUUUCUUCUCACUUUUGGAAAAAUCUCUUCACCUCUUUUUGCAUGAUUGAGCCAAGCUGUACAAUGUUGCCGUAUUUUUGUGCUGGCAUAGAUGAGAAGUCGUCUUGUGGAUCUAUUAAAGCAGACAAGUCCCCAUCUAAUUGUGACAGUGUUCAGAAAGGAGUUGUACAGAACCACCUGCCCUAUUUUUAAAUGGACCUCUAUCCGUGGAGAAGCACUGGCUCGAUGUUUCUGCUUGUGUUCACAGUGUCUCUGCUUCCUGUGGAUCCAGCCGAACAGAGUUGUAAUUUUACCCAAACAAAAGGGGAUGUUUUUUUUUGUAUCAGUGAUGCUGUAUCAUUAUGAUGAACAAUAAAAAUGUGAAAUGAAAAA